Molecule: messenger RNA, 2917 nt
Organism: Saccoglossus kowalevskii
Lineage: Eukaryota; Metazoa; Hemichordata; Enteropneusta; Harrimaniidae
Product: sodium/hydrogen exchanger 6-like
Biological process (GO): proton transmembrane transport; regulation of intracellular pH; potassium ion transmembrane transport
Cellular component (GO): recycling endosome; plasma membrane
Molecular function (GO): sodium:proton antiporter activity; potassium:proton antiporter activity
Source: RefSeq, a predicted model, not a curated record
AUUGGAGGACGUUUUCAACAUGGCGUCGCACACCAUCAUUUUGGCCGUGUUGUGGCUCGUAAUCGCUCCGAUGGGAUGGGCGAGAAAACUCGCUGUGAAAGACCCGGAAGCAGAACUAGAACGAGAAGCACUGCAAAAACACCGACUUGACAGCAUAAACUUAUUGAUAUUUAUUUUCUUACUGGUUUGUACCGUCUUGACAGUGUGGCUGUUCAAACAUCGUCGGUUCCGUUUUCUACACGAGACAGGUCUUGCUAUGAUAUAUGGCAUGAUUGUUGGUGCUAUCAUUAAAUAUUCUGGAAGGCGAGUUAACAAGUAUGCAUAUAGCAUUGAGGAAGAAAUGAACCAGACAUUUGCACCUGAAAUCCUAUGGUUAAAAUACACAACUACAAAUGAUAGUACACCAGCUAGGAUAUUUUCCUACGAACUACAAGGUAUUAUUCACGAUCCAUCAUCAGAAAUUCAAAUAGAGCUAGAAGAAAAGGCCACCUUUGACCCUGAAGUGUUUUUUAAUAUUUUGUUGCCGCCCAUUAUCUUUCAUGCGGGAUACUGCAUAAAAAGGAAACAUUUUUUUCGAAACCUCGGAGCAAUUCUCAUGUUUGCUUUUAUCGGUACCACAAUAUCUUGCAUAGUUGUUGGAUUCAUUGUAUAUGGCUUUGUACAAUUAAUGCCAUGGAGUACUUUUAGUCUUAAAGAUUGUUUAUACUUUGGAGCUCUUAUCUCAGCUACUGAUCCAGUUUCAGUAUUGGCAAUAUUUUUCGAUUUACAUGUAGAUGUAGAUAUGUAUGCCUUAGUGUUUGGAGAAAGUGUUAUGAAUGAUGCUGUAGCUAUCGUCUUAGCAGCAACUAUUGAUAACUACCGAGCAUCAGAAUUUGACGUUGAAGCUCUGUUCACUGCUGUUGGAAGUUUUCUUGGUAUAUUUUUUGGUUCAUUUCUUAUUGGUGGACUGAUGGGUUGUAUAAAUGCUCUCUUGACAAAAUUCACUAAAAUUCGUGAUUUCCCAAUACUGGAGACAGUGUUGUUUUGUUUGUUGUCAUAUUCCACGUUUCUGAUAGCUGAGUCAUUUGGACUGACGGGUAUCGUUGCAAUGUUGUUUUGUGGUAUGACACAGGCUCAUUACACGUACAAUAAUCUAUCUGAUGAAUCCAAGAAGAGAACCAAAGAGUUAUUUGAAUUACUGAAUUUUCUAUCUGAGAACUUUAUAUUCUCAUACAUGGGAGUAGCAAUGUUUACAUUUCAAAGUCAUCAGUGGCACAUAGAUUUCAUCGCAGCUGCAUUUUUGGCGGUUGGUGUUGCUCGUGUUUGUAACAUUUAUCCAUUAUCAUUUCUACUCAAUUUAGGUAGAAAAAACAAAAUAUCAUUUAAUUUUCAGCAUAUGCUAGUUUUUGCAGGCCUACGAGGAGCUAUAGCAUUUGCGUUGGCCAUUCGUAACACUGAGACAGCGGGCAGGCAGACAAUGUUGACUACUACAUUAAUGAUAGUAAUAGUUACAAUAGUUGUGUGCGGUGGUGGUACAACUCAAAUGUUGACAUGGUUAAAAAUCAGAGUUGGCGUUGAAGAUGAUGAUACUACAGGACAAAAUGUUUUUCAAGAACUGGGCACGGAUGAGAGACUACUUGAUGUUGAUCAAGAUCCCAAUGCUGCCAGGGCAAUCAGAAGAGCCAAGAAAAAAGAGCAAGCCUGGUUGGUUAGUCGAUGGUAUAACUUUGACCAUAACUAUGUGAAACCAGUACUUACAAAUAGAGGUGCUGACUUAUCACAGACCUUACCAGGUUGCUGUAGUGCAGUAGCUAGAUGUCUUACAAGGAAGGAGGAAUCUACAAUGCCUCGUCGCGGCAGUGAUUCUGAGAUAAUCUUGGACGAUGAGCUGUCAUAUGGAGAGAUGCCAACCAUCAUCGGUGGCGGGUCUACAGAUGAUAUCACACCAAAUAUAACACCUAAUCCACAUGAUCAAGACCCAGCUAGUGAUGGUGAUUUGGGACUUGGAGAUCAUGAAAUGAGCCCUCGAUCACAGUUUAAGGGAGUGACUCCAGGCUCCUCUCAAGUAUAAGAGUAUCUGGUAAUGGACAUAUACAAUUUGGUACGUGUAUAUAUAUGUACUAAUUGUAACAAUGACAGAAAAUAAUCUGGUUGUUGUAUACAAGUAUAUGACCAUAGUAAAUAUCACUACUGGUACUGGUAUUGGUAAGGUAACACCAUAUAAAUACAUUGCAAAUUUUUUUCAUAAGCUGAAGUAACAUUUUUGUGUGUUUGUAAUAUCUCUUUUUGUGUUUUCACAAAACUAUACAAAUCACUUUUCUCACUUCAGUCAUCCCAUGACUAGUUUAAAGACUUUAUUGGUGUAGCUUCAGUUUGGUUUGUGUUGUCUUGGCACAAAUAUGUAUGGCAUACAAAAUAAAUACACAAUUAAAACUGAUUGUCACAGCCAUUGGUAAAAGUGGACAAUCUUAUCUGCUGCAUCUAACCAGCAGUUGUGUGAAUAAAUUAUUCGUGUUUUCCUCUCCCCAAAUUAAUUGCAUUUAUUAUUUUUAUAAAUUGAUGCCAUUUAAAAUAUUCAAAAUUUUUCACAACUGCAUAAUUUGAAGUUUUCUCUCUGAGAGAUAUUUUUGUCACAAUACGUCAACAAAUUAUGGACCACCAUAUUGUUGGACCUUGUCUGUACACAACUAGGUGUAAAUAGCCUCCAUGUAUAAUUUUGAAAUAUUCCAUUUAGAAUUUGUUUAAUGCAUGAAUGUAAAUGACUCGUUUUCAAGGAGUCUUCAAUUUUCUGAUGUGAUUGACACAAACUUGGAACUCGAAAAUGAUACGCGUGUUCGUUUAGUAUGUUCAUUCUAGUUGAAUUCUAGUGUUAUUGAUUACAAGCAGGGUAAGGUAUUGAUAUUGAACUAUUAAGCCAAAGUGUGAAAAUAAUUUUUCA